AUGAAAUUAUUGUUGGUCCUAUUUGCCCUGGUCGGCGCUGUUUUGGCCAGACCUGGAUACGACGGAGGAGCAAAACAAAUUGAAGGCGGAUUUGGCGCAUCCGUUCCCCAGAGUGGACAAGCAGGAUACGGAGGCGGACAGGGAGGAUAUGGCGGAUCAGUUCUCCCGAGUGGACAGGGAGGAUACGGUGGCGGACAAGGAGGAUACGGCGGCGGACAGGGAGGAUAUGGUGGCGGAUCCGGUCUCCAGAGUGGCCUAGUUGGACAGACAGGAUUUAGUAGUUCCGUUCCCCAAAGUGGACAGAGAGGAUACGGCGGCAGUCAGCAGGGCGGAGGAUAUGGAGGAUACGGCGGAACCGUUCCCGAGAUUGGACAAGAAGGAUUCGGUGGCGGACUAGGAGGACCCAUUCCCCAGGUCGGUCAAGGCUAUGCAGGCAAGGAUGUCGGUCAGAGAGGAUAUGGCGGAUCUAUUCCCCAAAAUGUUCAGGGAGGAUAUGGUGGCGGAUACGGAAUUGGCAGUUCCGUUGCCCAAAGUGGACAGAGAGGAUACGGUUCUUACCCACAGAGUGGUCAGAGAGGAUAUGGCAGCGGCCAGGUAGGGGCUGUUCCCCAGGUCGGCUUUGCCGGCGGAUUUGAUCAUACCGAACACGAUUGUCAUCAUCCCGGGCAUGAUAAGCAUCACGAACAUCAUGGACAUCAUGGACGCUACUAAUAACUCUUUAGUAAAAGGUCGUCUU
Molecule: messenger RNA, 736 nt
Organism: Drosophila takahashii
Lineage: Eukaryota; Metazoa; Arthropoda; Insecta; Diptera; Drosophilidae
Product: ctenidin-3
Source: RefSeq, a predicted model, not a curated record